Molecule: messenger RNA, 309 nt
Organism: Penicillium antarcticum
Lineage: Eukaryota; Fungi; Ascomycota; Eurotiomycetes; Eurotiales; Aspergillaceae
Exons: 2
Coding region: 1-309 (102 amino acids)
Molecular function (GO): protein dimerization activity; DNA binding
Source: RefSeq, a predicted model, not a curated record
AUGGCUUCCGCAUCUCCCACCCAGUCCAAUCGAUCUACAUCGGUCAGAAAGUCCAAGCGCCAGAAACAAGGCCGUCGAAAAUCAAGCCUUAUGAAAAAAGCGGCCGAAUACAGCAAGAUGUGCGAUGCUGAUGUCUGUGUGGGCAUACGCCUUCGGGAAACCGGCCAAGUAUUUAUCUUAUCAGCAGAUGCUUCGGGAUUUUGGGCUUUCCUUGGCUCGCAACUAAACUCCUACUAUCCAGCCCCAAGACUAGUAACCGAGCAGGAUCUGGAGCUAGUUGAUAAAGAUACACCGGAGCAACGUACAUGA